Pseudocercospora fijiensis CIRAD86 is the source of this 471-nucleotide messenger RNA. RefSeq lists its product as uncharacterized. The transcript is spliced from 11 exons. The record is from RefSeq and is a predicted model, not a curated record. The coding region runs from base 1 to 471 and encodes 156 amino acids. Lineage: Eukaryota; Fungi; Ascomycota; Dothideomycetes; Mycosphaerellales; Mycosphaerellaceae.
AUGCCCUGCUCGUCUGAUGUUGACGGCAACCCAAGCAGGAUAGAGGAGAGGUGCGAUGAUAUUUUCGCCGAUGUAUGCGAAUUUUCGGCUCGGCAUGGCAUGGCAUGGCGUGGCGUGGUAUCUGGUAUCGAGUUAUUCCGGCCACGACGCAAGCUCGAAGCAUCUAAGCACGAUAGACCAAGAGAGCAGAUUGGCAUGACUCCAGCAAAGCGCAUGAUUUAUACCGACAUAUUGGUAUCGGAACCAGUCACCGUUGAUAACUUUUAUUUCUUGCGAAGAUGUAUUGUGCUCUUUGCCCAAAUCUUGCACCACCGUGAAAUGACCCACAGGGUCGAUAGAUCUUGCGGGAAAAAAAUUGGUUCAAUGCAUCAUCAUUAUUAUUAUGAUUCUUGGGGAAAGGCAGCCAGCAAGCUUGCUUUUAAGGUCCAGCGAAGAUCAGCAAAAAUCACAGGCCGAGCUGGAUUUUGGUAG